Molecule: messenger RNA, 1032 nt
Organism: Oldenlandia corymbosa var. corymbosa
Lineage: Eukaryota; Viridiplantae; Streptophyta; Magnoliopsida; Gentianales; Rubiaceae
Source: the annotation of a GenBank genome assembly
AUGAAGGCCAGCGGUGGAGUUGUGUUCGGAGGUCCACGCGCCGCCGCUUCUUGUCCUGGACUCUUCCGCCGCUGCAUGCCAACAUUUCGGUGCUACACCUCUUCCUCUCCUGAUCAUGUUUCAUUCAUCAAAGAAGUGGCAGCAACUGAACCUCCACAGCAUUUAAAUAAUCUUCUGAAAAUGCUUAAGGUUAGAGGCGAAACAAUUAUGUCUCCAGGGGCCAAGCAAGGGUUAAUCCCUCUUGCUAUUCCUUUGUCUGAAAACAGCUCAGGUUCCGUAAUCUCUUUGCUACGAUGGCCCACUGCUCCGACUGGAAUGGAGAUGCCUGUUGUGGAAGUACGAAAGCAUGGAUUAUGGCUGUUAGCAAAGAAUGUGGAUCAAUACAUUCACAGACUCUUGGUAGAAGAAGACACUAAAAGUUCUGAAGAUAGAAAUGACGAAUUAUUUCAUGCCUCUGCUGAUGUCGGAGAGCAGCUAUACAAAAAGGGCGACUUUGUUACAUCUGGGAUUUCAAGUCUAGACAUAUAUAUUUUGAAGAAGGUUGGGUUGUUUCCAGACAUUUUAGAGCGCAAGGUCAGGAGUCAUUUUGAAAAGGGGGACCAUGUUUCAGCCUUGGUGACUGGGGAAUUCUACACCAAGAAGGAGCAUUUUCCAGGAUUUGGACGGCCUUUUGUUUUUAAUGCUGAAGUGUUGUUAAAGGUUGGACGAAAUUGGGAAGCUAAAGAUUCUGCUAGGGUGGCUUUGAAAUCACCAUGGUGGACUUUAGGCAGCGAGUACCAUGAAGUUGCCAGUAUUGCGCAAUGGGACGAUGAACAAAUCGAGUUCAUAAAGGAGAAGGUGUCGGAGGAGGGGCGGAGAGAAGAUUUAAAGAAGGGAAAAGAACCUGCUCAGGUUGCUCUUGAUGAAGCUGCUUUUUUGUUGGAUCUGGCUUCGGUAGAAGGCACCUGGGAUGAUGACUUGGAGCGAAUCGCUGCUUGUUAUGAGGAAGCUGGGCUUCAUGACAUUGCCAAAUUUGUGUUAUACAGAGAUUGA